Messenger RNA from Phacochoerus africanus (Common warthog), 2092 nucleotides. RefSeq names its product acid phosphatase 3 (gene ACP3). The record is from RefSeq and is a predicted model, not a curated record. Gene Ontology annotation, biological process: lysosome organization; dephosphorylation. Gene Ontology annotation, cellular component: plasma membrane; lysosome. Gene Ontology annotation, molecular function: acid phosphatase activity. The coding region runs from base 112 to 1353 and encodes 413 amino acids. Lineage: Eukaryota; Metazoa; Chordata; Mammalia; Artiodactyla; Suidae. The transcript is spliced from 11 exons.
CUCCCAGGUCCUCCUUCCCUUUCAAUCCCUUGUUUAAAUAGCUUCCCCUCUAAUGGCUUUGUGCCCUGGAAGCAGCACCUCCAGGCUCUAGCCAGAAGCACUCUCCCCAACAUGAGAGCCACAGCCCUCCGUGUGCCCAGGGCAGCUAGCCUCCUGCUUCUGUUCUCUUUCCGGCUGGACCUCGGUGUGGAACCCAAGGAGCUAAGAUUUGUGACAUUGGUGUUCAGGCAUGGAGACCGAAGUCCCAUUGAAACCUUUCCUAAGGACCCUAUUAAGGAAUCCUCAUGGCCACAAGGAUUUGGACAACUCACUCAGCUGGGCAUGGAGCAACAUUAUGAACUUGGAGAAUAUAUCAGGAAACGAUAUGAAAAAUUCUUGAACGAGUCCUAUAAACAUGAACAGGUUUAUGUUCGAAGCACAGAUGUUGACCGAACGUUGAUGAGUGCAAUGACAAACCUUGCAGGCCUAUUUCCUCCAGAAGGCAUCAGCAUCUGGAACCCCAACCUACUCUGGCAGCCCAUCCCAGUGCACACAGUCCCUCUUUCUGAAGAUCAGUUGCUAUACCUGCCAUUCAGGAACUGCCCUCGUUUUCAAGAACUUGAGAGUGAGACUUUGAAAUCGGAGGAAUUCCAGAAGAGGCUGCAUCCUUAUAAGGAUUUUAUAGAAAACUUGCCCAAACUUACAGGAUACCAUGGCCAGGACCUUUUUGGAAUUUGGAGUAAUGUCUACGACCCUUUAUUUUGUGAGCGUGUUCACAAUUUCACUUUACCCUCCUGGGCCACAAAGGAUGCCAUGACUAAAUUGAAAGAAAUAUCAGAAUUGUCUCUCCUGUCCCUCUAUGGAAUUCACAAGCAGAAAGAGAAAUCUAGACUGCAGGGGGGUGUCCUGGUCAAGGACAUCCUCAGUCAUAUGAAGAAUGCGACUCAACCAUCAAACCGCAGAAAGCUCAUCAUGUAUUCUGCACAUGACACUACCGUGAGUGCCCUACAGAUGGCGCUAGAUGUUUACAACGGAAUCCUUCCUCCCUAUGCGUCCUGCCACUUAAUGGAACUGUACUUCGAGAAGGGGGAAUACUUUGUAGAGAUGUACUAUCGGAAUGAGACUUGGCAUGAACCACAUCCCCUCACGCUACCAGGAUGCACCCUAAGCUGCCCUCUGAAGAAGUUUGCUGAGCUGGUUGCCCCUGUGAUCCCCCAAGACUGGUCCGCAGAGUGUGCCACGAGCAACCAUGAAGUUCUAAAGAUCAUCCUUGCCGUUGUCUUUUGCCUGGUGUCUGGUAUCCUAAUGGUGCUGCUGUUUACCCUCAUCCGCCACGGGCCCUGCUGGCAGAGAGACUCCUAUGGGAACAUUUAAACAGAGGACUCAAUAAGGGCAGACACACUAGGCUCCCUCCCUGGGAUGCAGCAUUUUUCAGUGAUGCAGUAUUCAAUGGACAGGCUUUUGCCUUGUGGACAUCACCCUGCAUUUUGAGCCUGCCUAGAGCAAGGUCAAAACUCGCCAUGACCCAGGGACAGCCGCCGGAUUGACUUAUGAACGCCCGGGGUACUUAGGUCUCCUCAUUGUUGAACCCAUCCUGGUGAAGGCCUCUUGUUCAGCUAUAGAAGGAAGCUCUUCUGCAAAGGAUAGUUGUAGUCUCUGGCACAGCUGUCCAGAGAAAAAUAAGUCAAACUCCAAUCAGGCUUUUGCCUUCAAAGAAUCAAAAAGUUAUAAGGGGUGACAGAGACAUAAAUUAAAGAAGGCUGGGUAAUAGGAAAAAUUAGACUAGAAGUAGUACUAUAUAGGAUGAUUCUUAAGAAAUAGGACUCAAUCAGAAGGUAGAAAUAAAUCUCUUCUUUAACUCUUAAGUAGGUUUAGUGCAAACACGCACACUCCUAAAAAGAAACUCCCACCCAGUGUCUGACAACUAACAGGUUUCUGUGUGUGUGUCUGGCUACUCACACACUUACAUACACCUAUCUACAUUACAAGUGGCUUAGGAAGAGGUAUUUUUCAGAAACUCUAGUAUCAACUACUUUAGCUGUUGAUAAUGUAGCUCAGAUUAUUUUCCCCACUAUUUGUAGGAUGGGGAAUAACAAGAAAGUUUAUGUAGCCA